This is a messenger RNA of Tripterygium wilfordii, 1860 nucleotides long. RefSeq names its product high mobility group B protein 15-like. The transcript is spliced from 7 exons. Bases 182 to 1564 code for a protein of 460 amino acids. Gene Ontology annotation, molecular function: DNA binding. The record is from RefSeq and is a predicted model, not a curated record. NCBI's taxonomy places the organism in Eukaryota, Viridiplantae, Streptophyta, Magnoliopsida, Celastrales, Celastraceae.
UUCAUUUAUGGUUAAGCUUUUCUUCUUCAUCAUUCUCACCAUUAUUCAAGGAAUUUGUUAAAUAUAUCAACAAUAGGAAGAGGGAGAGGGAGAUGCAUAUAUCCACAACAACUGGUUUCAAGAAAUCUCUCUCUAACUCUUGAGAAAAAAGGCAUGACAUUUGGAUGGUGAAACUCUAGCAAUGGCUUCAACAUCUUUGAGCAAGCAGGGUCCACUUCCUGUGAAACUACCAGCCUUAAACUACAUCCCUUAUCCGCAACCAAUGGCAAGUUAUGAGGAUGUUGUGGCCUUGAAUAACCUCUUCAUGUUUACUUUGGAGAAGCUCCAUGCUGCGAUGGGUACCAAAUUCAUGAUUCCUAUCAUAGGGGGCAAAGAGUUGGACUUGCAUCAACUUUUUGUGGUUGUUACUUCUCGUGGUGGCAUAGACAAGAUCAUCAAGGAAAAAAGAUGGAAAGAAGUGACUGCUACCUUCAACUUCCCCUCUACUGCCACGAAUGCAUCUUUUGUGCUGCGCAAAUAUUAUUUUUCAUUGCUUUACCACUACGAGCAAAUUUAUUUUUUCAAAGCCCGCAGUUGGACACCAAUGCCUACUGAUUCUUCACAGAGCCCACCUAUAGCACACCAUCCAGUACAAAUGACCACACAGCCUUCACCUGAAGUUCAAGCAUCUGCUACGGCUACCUAUCAACCACAUAUAAAUGCAGCAGAGUUUCCUGGAGGGCAAACAUCAUCAGCGAAUUCCCCAACGACAGUGGUAGGGGUCAUUGAUGGGAAAUUUGAAACCGGUUACCUUGUUACGGUCACAGUAGGCGCAAAGAAACUUAAAGGUGUUGUAUAUCACACUCAACAGAACCCAGGAUGGCAAGUGCCACGACAUUCCAGUGUUUUAGCCAACAAUGGUGAUAAUUCUAAUACUGUACCUCGCACGCAUCGUCGCCGGCGGAGGAAGAAAAGUGAGAUAAGAAAGAGAGAUCCUGCUCAUCCAAAGCCUAACAGAAGCGGCUAUAAUUUCUUCUUUGCUGAACAACAUGCAAGGCUUAAACCACUUCACCCUGGCAAGGACAGAGAGAUCAGCAGAAUGAUCGGUGAAUUAUGGAAUAAGCUACGAGAACCUGAAAAAUCGGUGUAUCAGGAGAAAGCUAUCAAAGAUAAAGAAAGAUACAGAAUAGAAAUGGAGGAUUACAGGGAGAGAUUGAGGACUGGUCAUGUCAUCAGCAAUGUCGUGCCUCUACAACAACGGCUUCCUGGAGAAGUUGUAGAUAUGAUGGAAACAUAUGUGAAGGCUGAGGAAAUCAAUGGAGGCGACUCUCAGACACUGGACGAUGAGAGUAUUUCUGGCGGAAAUGAUUCUGAAGAUGAUGAAAUCGUUGAAGAAACGUCUUUGGGGAUGGGAGUAGGUGCUGCAUCUAGCAACGUGGGAAGCGAGGCUUUAGCUGAGCAGGCUACUUUUGAUCUGCACAACAGAGAAGAAAAGGCUGUAGAAGAUGAACAUGUUGACAGAAACUUAGCUGACGAUAUGGCUGAGACAAAGAAAGAAUCAUUGCCGUCUAGCAAUGAAGAAUAAAUUUGAAAGGACAUGCUGGGGGCCAAGUUUUACUAGAAUAAGAAGGAAGAAACACCAUUAGGGAUAAAGUAGUAGUAAAAUGUAGUUCCAUACUUACAUUUGUUUAUGGUAUGUUACCUUUUAAUUCGUUUUCUUCUGUAUUUUUCGCUGUCGUUUCCGAAGUUGGCACAACGUCCUGGUAAGGCAGCAGAGGUGCGGAAGUUAUUGGAUGACUUCUGGCAAUUUUGUAGCAGAGGUUUUUGAUGCUGUUAUUGAACUUGGCCAGAGUGAGAAUGUUUGGUGAAUUAAUAUUUGAU